Messenger RNA from Hibiscus syriacus, 4076 nucleotides. RefSeq names its product PH, RCC1 and FYVE domains-containing protein 1-like. Lineage: Eukaryota; Viridiplantae; Streptophyta; Magnoliopsida; Malvales; Malvaceae. Bases 481 to 3741 code for a protein of 1086 amino acids. The transcript has 9 exons. Gene Ontology annotation, molecular function: metal ion binding. The record is from RefSeq and is a predicted model, not a curated record.
CCAUCUCAUGUUUUUAAAAUUUUAAAACACACACAAACACAACAGUCGGAAAAUUCCAGCUACCCAGAAUACCUUCCCGUCCGGUAACAUCCGUCUGUUCCGCCGGCAAUUGCCUUCAGUCACUACAACAGAGUCGCCAUUUUGACCCUUGAGUCGUCCCGCCAUCAGUCUAACUUAAGGGACUGGCUUAAUGGUGGUGGAUUGAAGAGGUGAAUGCUAAGGUUUCGUUUCUGAAAGAGGAGAGACCCAUAGAUCUGCUAAAGUGUUGCUGUAACUGUUUUGUUUUUGUUUUCGGAAAUGGACGGGCUAAAGAUGCUUGGAUGUUAAGCUUAGGAGGAAAAGAGGAGAGGAGGGGAAAGAGGAGAGGAGGGAGAGUGGAGAAGAGAGAAGAAAGGAGGAAGUGGUAACAACUGAUGAUGAGUGGUGCUCAAGAGAGCGAUCGUAGAGGGAGGUGGCGUUGCAGUUGUUUCCUCACAUGGAAUGGCAGAUCUUGUUAGCAACGGCAAUGCCCAACGUGACGUCGACCAGGAAUUAAUAGCUUUGAAGAAGGGUGCUCAGCUUUUGAAAUAUGGUCACAAGGGAAAGCCAAAGUUUUGUCCAUUUAGACUCUCUAAUGAUGAAACAUCUUUAAUCUGGAGUACAAGCAGCGGUGAAAGAAGUUUGAGGUUGGCUGCAGUCUCUAAAAUUAUUCCUGGACAAAGAACCGCUGUUUUCCAGCGGUAUCUCUGUCCUGAGAAGGAUUGUUUAUCCUUUUCUCUUAUAUACGACAACGGGAAAAGGUCUCUUGAUCUGAUCUGCAAGGACAAAUUUGAGGCAGAGGCGCGGAUUGCGGGCCUCAAAUCAUUAAUAUCUUUUGGUCAGGGUGGACAUUCCAAAAUUGAUAGUUGGACUGACGGGGGCCUCUACCUUGAUGAUGGUAGAGACCUGACAUCAAAUAGUGCAAGUGUCAAUUCUGUUAGAACUAGCCAAGAUAUUAGCUCCCUUGAGAUUUCUCUCAGUUUUAACCCAAAUACUUCUCCAAAGAGUUUUGGGCCUGAGAAUUCUUUUCAGUCUGCAAGGUCACAUGUAGCAUCUGACGGCACAAAUAUGCAAAUAAAAGGACCUGGUUCAGAUGUUCUUCGUGUAAGUGUUUCUAGUGCUCCUAGUACUUCAAGUCACGGUUCUGCAACAGAUGAUUAUGAUGCUUUAGGGGAUGUGUAUAUAUGGGGUGAGGUUAUCUGUGAUAGUGUUGUGAAGGUUGUGGCUGAUAAGAACACCAAUUAUUUGAGCACAAGAGCAGAUGUGCUUAUUCCAAGGCCUUUAGAGUCCAAUGUAGUUUUAGAUGUACAUCAUGUAGCUUGUGGGGUCAAGCAUGCUGCCCUAGUUACAAGGCAAGGUGAAGUUUUCACAUGGGGUGAAGAAUCUGGAGGACGACUUGGUCAUGGUGUUGGGAAGGAGGUCAGUCAACCUCAUCUUGUAGAAUCACUGGCUGUUACUAGUGUUAGUCUUGUUGCAUGUGGAGAAUUUCAUACUUGUGCCAUUACAAUGGCUGGGGAACUUUAUACAUGGGGAGAUGGAACCCACAAUGCUGGGCUUCUUGGUCAUGGUUCAGAUGUCAGCCAUUGGGUACCAAAGAGAAUUUCAGGUCCUCUUGAGGGACUUCAAGUUGCUACAGUAAUGUGCGGUCCAUGGCAUACAACCUUGAUAACGUCAACAGGACAGCUGUUUACUUUUGGGGAUGGAACAUUUGGUGUCUUGGGCCACGGUGACAGAGAAAAUGUUCCAUAUCCAAGAGAAGUGGAGUCUCUGUCAGGAUUGAGAACAAUUGCUGUGGCAUGUGGAGUGUGGCAUACUGCUGCAGUUGUUGAGGCUAUUGUCACUCAAUCUACUACUAGUGUUUCAUCAGGAAAAUUAUUCACAUGGGGGGAUGGGGACAAAAAUCGUCUUGGACAUGGAGACAAGGAACCCCGGCUUAAGCCCACGUGUGUUCUAGCACUAAUUGAUUACAAUUUUCACAAAGUUGCUUGUGGGCAUAGCUUAACAGUUGGUUUGACAACAUCAGGGAAUGUUUUUACAAUGGGAAGUACUGUGUAUGGUCAACUUGGGAAUCAUUUUGCUGAUGGAAAGAUACCGUGUUUAGUAGAAGACAAGCUUUCAGGUGAAUGUGUUGAAGAAAUUGCCUGUGGUGCAUAUCACGUUGCAGCUCUAACUUCCAGGAAUGAAGUGUAUACAUGGGGAAAAGGAGCUAAUGGUAGGUUGGGCCAUGGAGAUGUUGAAGAUCGAAAAACUCCUACUCUGGUUGAGAGUUUGAAGGAUAGACAUGUCAAGUAUAUGGCUUGUGGUUCAACAUAUAGUGCUGCUAUAUGUCUCCAUAAAUGGGUAUCUGGUACCGAAGAAUCUCAAUGCUCGGCUUGUAGGCAGGCUUUUGGGUUCACCAGAAAAAGGCAUAAUUGCUACAAUUGUGGACUUGUGCACUGCCAUUCCUGCAGUUCAAGGAAAGCACUAAGAGCAGCUUUGGCCCCUAAUCCUAGGAAACCUUAUCGUGUGUGUGAUUCCUGUUUUGCUAAAAUGAACAAGGUUUUUGAAGCUGGUAAUAAUAGGAGGAAUUCCAUACCUCGCCUUUCAGCUGAGAACAAGGACAGGUUCGAUAAGGCUGAAACAAGAUUAUCCAAAUCUGCUUCUCCUUCAAAUAUAGACUUGAUCAAGCAGUUAGAUAUCAAAGCAGCGAAACAAGGAAAAAAAGCUGAAACAUUCUCCUUGGUUCGCUCUACUCAAGCACCUUCUUUGUUACAAUUGAAAGAUGUUGCUUUGUCAACUACUUUAGAUUUGCAGUGGACGGUUCCUAAACCAAUUCUUACUCCAUCUGGAAUGAGUUCCAGAUCUGUUUCACCUUUAUCAAGGAAACCUAGCCCUCCACGUUCUGCUACCCCAAUUCCAACAACAUCUGGACUUUCUUUUUCCAAAAAUGUCAUGGAUAGAUUGAAAAAGACAAAUGACCUUUUGAACCAAGAAGUGCUUAAGUUGUGUGGACAGGUUGAGACCCUGAGAAUGAGAUGCGAGCUCCAGGAAUCAGAGCUUCAAAAAUCAACGAUGAAAGCUCAGGAAGCUAUGGCACUGGCUGUAGAGGAGUCUGCUAAAUCUGAAGCUGCCAAGGAAGUUAUAAAGUCGCUAACAGCUCAGCUCAAGGAUAUGGCUGCAAGGUUGCCACCUGGAGUUUAUGACACUGAGAGCAUUAAACCAACAUACCUUCCAAAUGGCUUGGAGCAAAAUGGUGUUCACUGUCCAGAUUCAAAUGGAUUGGGUCAUUUGAGAUCUGAUUCAAUUGGUGGCUCUUUUCUUGCCUCCCCCACCGCACUUGCUUCUUCCACAAUCAAUUGCCAUUCAGAUACGAGGCUGCUGAAGGGCACCACAGGUUUGCAGGAAGGGAACAGUAGUGUGUCAGUGGCUGUUGAUGGAAGAGUAUCUGAAUCUUUCAGAGAUAGUGAAAAUGGUAUGGAAUGCAGAAUUUCUGCAUCAGUAGCUAAUGGUAGUCAAGCUGAUGCUGACUGGAUUGAACAGUAUGAGCCUGGAGUCUACAUAACUCUUGUAGCACUGCAGGAUGGAACUAGGGAUCUUAAACGCGUGCGGUUCAGCCGGAGAAGAUUUGGAGAGCACCGAGCAGAAUGUUGGUGGUCGGAAAACCGUGAAAAGGUAUAUGAGAGGUACAAUGUGCGUGGAUCAAACAAAACAUCGGGAGGUCUUUCUCCCAUUUCACAAAAGUAGGGAGGGAAGUUAGCGUUUUGUGAAUGUGACAAGGCGAAGGAGCAAGAAUCAAAUCUGCAAACCCCGUUUCAUUUUCUUUUACCUUUUUGAUUCCCCACCUCUGUUUUCCUUUUUCUGGUUGCCCCUCUGUAAUUCAGUUUCUUGUAUUUGACAUGUAUUGUAAUGUAUAUAAAGUCGUCAAUUGCUAAAUUGUAGAUAGCCCUGGCAUGAAGGUAUCUUUUACCUUGCAUUUAGUCAGAGCUCCCCCGAGAAAGGGAACCCUAAACGUGACGCACCUUUUGUGUCCCGUUAUCUUAGGGACGAACCCUAAACCCUGCGUUGUUUGUGUAUUAAAA